AAUAAACUCCUUCACGUUCUAUUUCCUCCGCAAGGGAAAUACGUCGUCACGCCGAACUACCUGCCCGCGCUCGAUGCGUACGGCUCCUCUGAGCCCGUGGUAUCAUACGAAGUCCAUAUCAGAAACGGGCCUGUGCUAGUGUUGCAAGUCAGGCCACGCUCGCAUCUAAAUAUCAAAUCGCAACGAGCAGCGGCAGACCGACAACUUGCUCAGCGUAUGCUCGAUAUCCAAGCUUCAUCGCCCUUAUCGAUCGAAUUCUACGGCAUCAGUGCUAUGGGCACCAAAAUCUGCUUUUAUACAUAUGAUCGCGUAGAAGGCCUCAGACCAGCACCUAUCCCGGCCACAACCGUGGCAGUCGAUACCGCACCCGUGUCGCGAUGGAAUGAGGACGUCCUUCGAUCCUCAGGAAGGCGUCGGUUGCGAGUCCUUGUCAAAGACAUCGAAGAAGGCUUGACAUCGUCAGACUCAGAUUCAUCUACAGCUCUAUCCUUCUCGUCUGACUCCGACGGGGACUCGAAUUAG
This is a messenger RNA of Schizophyllum commune H4-8, 522 nucleotides long. RefSeq lists its product as uncharacterized. The record is from RefSeq and is a predicted model, not a curated record. The annotation marks the transcript as partial. Lineage: Eukaryota; Fungi; Basidiomycota; Agaricomycetes; Agaricales; Schizophyllaceae. The transcript has 2 exons.